Messenger RNA from Nicrophorus vespilloides, 1805 nucleotides. RefSeq names its product sodium-dependent proline transporter-like. The record is from RefSeq and is a predicted model, not a curated record. Gene Ontology annotation, cellular component: membrane. The coding region runs from base 38 to 1759 and encodes 573 amino acids. The transcript has a single exon. Lineage: Eukaryota; Metazoa; Arthropoda; Insecta; Coleoptera; Silphidae. Gene Ontology annotation, biological process: sodium ion transmembrane transport.
AGAAAGUAACAUUCAAAAUUUACAAUUUCAAAGAAAUAUGAAUAAAGUAGCGCGCAAAGUGAAAUUUCAAGAAUGGGCAUCAAUAAAUGAGUACAGUCUGGCAUUGAUAUGUUGGACUUGUGGAUUAACAAAUCUGUGGACACUCCCCAAUGUAUUCUACAAAUAUGGAAACUCUGCUGCUGGACUUCCACUUCUGCUCACAAAUAUAAUAAUUACAAUACCUUUAGUAUUUGCAGAGCUAAGCAUUGGACAAUACACGAAUAGAUGUAAUAUGGGUAUAUGGCGAAUGGUACCACCUUGGAAGGGUGUUGCCUAUGCUACAAGUUUAAUUUUGGUAUGCAUAGCCACUUUGAACACAUACAUCACGUCUCAAGUACUAUUGUAUCUAAUUAAAUCAAUGAGCAAGGAAAUACCAUGGAGCUCGUGCGGGUCUUGGGCGACCCAGAAAUGUUUCAAUUUGACGACCAUGAAAAAUUUUGAUUCCUAUUCAAACUGCACGGAUUACGAGAAUAACGUGCAACAUUACUACAACGUGGUGAUACUGAAGCAAGGAUCAGAUGGCUUCGAACAGAUGAACAUAUAUCUGCUAAUAUGCUCGGCCGUCGUAAUUGUUGCAGUAUUUGUAUGCUGCUCGAAAAUAUUGACAUCGAUACAAAGAUUACUCAACUUCCUCACGUUCAUUCCAUUCCUGCUUUUGAAUGUGCUCCUGUUUACAUCCAUGUUCUACCCUGGCACUCUGAAAGGCUUAUGCAAGUUCCUAACGCCGAAACUGGAAAUGCUCUUAGAUUACAACUUAUGGUUCGAAAUGUUUGGCUUAAAUCUAUACUCCAUGGGCAUCGGAAUGGGCGGUUUGAUAACGAUCUCAUCGCACAGUAACUUUCGCAACAACGUAUUCAAAGUAUCGACGUUUGUGCCGCUGUUUGCUAACGCCAGAGACGUAUUCUUCGUGCUUUUCGUUUACUUAACAUUCUCCGGAUACUGCAUUUGGGAGAAUAUCGACGCGAACCUGUUGUUCGAGCACAAAUCGUCGCUGCUCUUCGUCAAAAUCCCAAUGGCGUUCCUGAGAUGGCCGUUCUAUCCGCACAUUUGGAAUUGCUUAUACUUCGCGAUGCUACUGCUAAUUGGUUUGCGGUUUAUAAUGCUCAUCGUUUUGGUGUUGCUAGAAAAUUUGAAUGAGGAAUGGAAGAUUUCUGCGAUUUACCCAAAGACAUCCGUUGCAUUCAUCUGUGUAACUAUAUUCUUUCUGAAUUUCAUUUACUACACGAAUUUGGGAAGUACCUUGUUUGUAUUCUUGGAGGAAAUCUGUAGAGAUCAGUUGGUUUUAAUGAUGGCGCUUAUACAAUUUUACGCAGUGUUUUGCAUCUACGGAACGUCGACCUUUUGCAAAGACAUACACUUCAUGCUAAACCAAAAGACAGAUUACGUAAGGUACAUUUGGUAUUUCGAUUUACUAUGUCUCGGCGCGAUAUUCGUGUAUAGAAGGAUCACCUCUUAUGUGGCAUAUAAUCCACCCAUAUGGAUGUCAAUAGUUCACAUCCUGUUGCUUAUUGCUAUUCUGCUCUUGAUGGUUGUUUACUUCUUGGUUUAUAUUGUGAAGAAUAGGGAACAAGGAUUCAAGAAACUAAUGCGGCCUUGCUCGGAUUGGGGUAACAAGAAUCCAGAUAUACGGAAAGAUCGAGACUUUUUUAACAACGAAACACCAGGCGAAGAGUUUAACUAUAGACAAGAACUAUAUACCAGAGAAAUUCAUAAUACAUAAUGUCAUUAAUUAUCAUCCUGUGCCACUGUAUAAUAAAUUAUAAAUA